Molecule: messenger RNA, 1691 nt
Organism: Musa acuminata AAA Group (dessert banana)
Lineage: Eukaryota; Viridiplantae; Streptophyta; Magnoliopsida; Zingiberales; Musaceae
Product: bZIP transcription factor 11
Exons: 1
Coding region: 1082-1537 (151 amino acids)
Biological process (GO): positive regulation of DNA-templated transcription
Cellular component (GO): nucleus
Molecular function (GO): transcription cis-regulatory region binding; DNA-binding transcription factor activity
Source: RefSeq, a predicted model, not a curated record
AGAGAUUUGAUUGAAUGAAUGUGUGGUACUUAGAUGUCUUGACUAUUCAAAAUCCCAGUCUAUUUUCUCCUAGAAGUCCUCCGAUGAUGGUGGACUAAAUUAAAUGAAGGCCAUGAAUCAUCUAUGGAUCUAAAGGAGCCACAAAGGCAUGAUGAUGAACACUAUUUCCAGUUUGGUAGAUGGAAAUCAUAGUAUCUUUGAUGCCUGACAUCAUGGAACAUAUAUUGUAUAUACACAAGAUUCCAGAGCUCUUUCUCCUCCUUUGCUCUAUAAAUACCACCCCUUCCCCAAGCUCCAAUUCCCUUUCCCCCUCUCCUCUUCUUCCUUGCUUAGCUUUCUGCAGGUCCUGCUGCUUUGUUCUUCUCUAGCCUUCUUCCUGUUGUCAUCCCCAUGGCUCCAGUGGCCCUGCUUUUGAGUUUUCUUGGGUUCUCAAUCUAAAAUCGAAAACCCAACAGCUGAAUUCUUUGUUCUUGCUGCUGCUUUUGCUUUCUACUUUGGCUGACCUCCCUAUUCUUGAUCUUUCUGCAGUUAUCUACUAGGGAAACUCUGCCAAAAUUUUCUCUAAAGAUUCUGCAAACAAGCUUCAAAAUCUGACCUUUUCUUGAUCUUUGGUGUAAAGAUACCACCUUGCUGCCGAAAACUGAGGGGAAUUCCGUGUUCUAUCAGCUCCAAGAUUUGAUCUUUGUAUCCUGAAGACUCCUGUGUGUUUGUCACAUGCAGCAUCUGUUGCUCUUGACGUUUCUAAUUGAUGUCGCUUAUCCUAAGUGAGAUCCUUCUCUCUGGGUUUAUGAUCAACAUCACGCUCAGGCGCAGGACCCAUCUCGCUCAGUCCUUCUCUGUUGUCUUCCUUUACUGGUUUUAUGUGUUUUCAUGAGCUCGUUCUGAGAUCUACAUAUAUACAUAUAUAUAUAUAUACAUAGAAUCUCCUAGUUUUCUUGAUAGUAUUUGUCUUGCUAUAUAUUCACACUAUUCAGCUAUAUUUCCAACCAAUAUAUACUCUUUGCUUGAGCACUACCAUUAAAAUUUAUAUAGGCUAGUAAGAAAAAGAAUAUCAUUUUCACUGCAAAAAGACAAAGCUUCUAUGGCUUCUCCUGUUGGAACACCUUCUGGGUCCAGCCUGCUGCAAAAGUCAGCUUCCGAAGAGGAUCUGCAGGCAGUGAUGAACCUUAAGAUGCAGAAGAGAAAGAUAUCGAACCGUGAAUCUGCGAGGCGGUCCAGGAUGCGCAAGCAGAAGCAUUUGGAUGGUCUCACCGCGCAGAUCGGCCAGCUGAGGAAGGAGAACAGCCAGAUCUUGACAUCCUUCACCCUCACCACGCAGCGGUUUUUUGCAGUGCAGGCCGAGAACUCUGUCCUGAGGACGCAGAUGGUGGAGCUCAGCAACAGGCUGCAGUCUCUCAAUGACAUCCUCCACUGCUUGAAAGCAAAAUAUAGCAUCAGUAGUGGCCCCAUGAUCACUGAUGACUUCAUCAAUCCGUGGAACCUCAUGCGCAUGAACCAGCCGAUCAUGGCUUCAGCCGAGAACAUGUUUCAGUACUGAAAGAUAAGAAUCCAUCAAUGAUGUAAAAGCGAAGGCUGCUGCCUGUGCUGUUGCUGUCGGUGCUUUUAGAGCUUCAAAUGCUCAAACUGUAUAAAAUUCCAGUAUGUUAAGACCAAAAGUUGUAUGAAUGGUAUAAAGGGAAAGCUUGGUCACA